AUGAGUCGGUUUCACUCCCUGGCCUCUCUCAAUCUCUGGAUGAGGAGUCGAGUGUGGGGCCCUCACCGAUGCGGUUCCUCUGGAACUCCCCUCAGUACCAGCUACUAUGUGGAAGAGAUGUAUUACACCUGGCUCGAGGACCACAAAAACGUUCAUGAGUCUUGGGAUUCCUAUUUCCGGAAUGCCCAGGCCACCAGUCCAGCUAGAGAAGCAAGCAAGAGGUGUCCAUCUGCUCUUCUCCAAGGUCGAGCCAUGUCCCAGACUCCUGCGAUGUCUCAGAAAGUGGCAGAGGAUCACCUAGCUGUCUAUAACCUCAUCAGAGCCUACCAGAUCCGUGGCCAUCAUGUGGCUCAGCUUGAUCCUCUCGGUAUCCUCACAGCUGACAAUGAUUCUUUUGUCCCCUCAGAUUUGAUAGCAACACUUGACAAACUUGGUUUCUACUGCUUGGAUGAAUCUGAUUUCGACAAGACCUUCCAGUUACCAUCGACAACAUUUAUCGGUGGUCAGGAGUCUGUACUUCCACUCAGGGAAAUCAUUCACAGACUUGAGGCAUCAUACUGUGGUCAUAUUGAUGUGGAGUUCAUGUUUAUUAACAAUAUGGAGCAAUGCCAAUGGAUCAGGCAAAAGUUUGAGACUCCCAGCAUCAUGAACUUUACUGACAGCGAGAAGAGGACCUUACUGGCAAGGCUGGUAUGCUCAACACGCUUUGAGGACUUUCUGGCUCGCAAGUGGUCUUCAGAAAAGCACUUUGGCUUAGAAGGCUGUGAGGUUCUCAUCCCUGCUCUAAAGAUGAUCAUUGACAAGUCUACUGCAGCUGGCAUACACAGUGUGAUCAUGGGCAUGCCUCACAGAAGUUGGCUGAAUGUCUUGGCCAAUGUUGUCAGGAAAGAUCUCAAUCAGAUUUUCUGCCAGUUUGAUCCAAAAUUAGAAGCUGCAGAAGAGGGCUCAGGAGAUGUAAACUAUCAUCUGGGUAUGUGCCAUGAGCGGAUCAACAGAGAGACGGACAAGAACAUCACUCUGUCUCUUAUGGCUAAUCCGUCUCACCUAGAGGCAGUAGAUCCUGUAGUGCAGGGCAAAACUAAAGGAGGAGACAAUGAAGGGAAGAAGGUAAGCAUGAAAUUAACACAUUUCUGCACACUGCUUCCCUCAUAUACCACUUAUGGCACCAUUCAUGUUGUUGUCAACAACCAGAUUGGCUUCACCACUGAUCCGCUAAUGACGUGCUCCUCUCCUUACUCCACUGAUGUGGCUCGUAUGGUCAACACACCCAUUUUCCAUGUCAAUGCUGAUGAUCCUGAGGCUGUGAUGUAUGUGUGCAGAGUGGCUGCCGAAUGGAGAAAUACUUUUAACAAGGAUGUGGUCAUAGAUCUGGUUUGUUACCGUCGCUUUGGCCACAAUGAGAUGGACGAACCCAUGUUCACGCAACCUCUCAUGUACAAGCAAAGCCAAAAGCAGGAGCAUGUGCUCAAUAAAUAUGCAGACAAGCUCGUUUCUGAGGGAGUUUUUACUCUGCAGGAGUUUGAUGAGGAAGUGGCCAAGUAUGACAAAAUUUGUGAAGAAGCAUACACCAGCUCCAAAGAUGAAAAGAUACUCCACAUCCGUCACUGGCUGGACUCACCCUGGCCAAAUUUCUUUACAGAUGAGGGAGAACCGAAGUGUAUGAGCUAUCCUCCCACAGGGCUCCCUGAGGACAUCCUGAAGCAUAUUAACCAGGCUGCGAGCUCUGUCCCUCAGCAAGACUUCUCCAUUCACAGUGGAGUGCUGAGGAUCUUGCAAGGCCGUGCCGACAUGGUCAGUAAGCGUACGGUAGACUGGGCUCUUGGGGAGUAUAUGGCCUUUGGUUCUCUACUGAAGGAUGGUGUCCAUGUGAGACUGAGUGGGCAAGAUGUGGACAGAGGAACCUUCAGUCAUCGUCACCAUGUCUUGCAUGACCAGGAAGUGGAUAAGCGCAUUUGUGUUCCAAUGAACCAUAUACUGUGGCAGAAGCAAGCUCCUUACACAGUGUGCAACAGCUCCCUGUCGGAGUAUGGAGUUUUGGGUUUUGAGCUGGGCUUUGCUAUGGCCAGUCCCAAUGCCCUUGUGUGCUGGGAGGCUCAGUUUGGGGAUUUCCACAACACGGCACAGUGCAUCAUAAACCAGUUCAUCAGUCCAGGCCAGGCUAAAUGGGUCCAAAACAAUGGCAUCGUCCUUCUGCUACCCCACAGGAUGGAGGGAAUGGGCCCAGAGCACUCAUCAGCAAGGACUGAGCGUUUCUUGCAGAUGAGCAAGGAUGACCCUGAUCACUAUCCGGAAUUCACUGGAGACUUUGAGGUCCAACAGCUUUAUGACUCUAACUGGAUCGUGGUCAACUGCUUGACACCUGCUAAUUACUUUCAUGUGCUGAGAAGACAGAUCUUAUUACCAUUCCGAAAGCCACUAAUUAUCUUCACUCCUAAGUCCUUACUGAGGCUCCCUGAGGCCCGCUCCAGCUUCGAUGAGAUGACCCCAGGAACCAAGUUCCAAAGAAUCAUGCCAGAUGAUGGUCCUGCAUCUAAAAACCCAGGGGCUGUGAAAAGGGUCAUCAUCUGCACGGGCAAAGUCUACUAUGACCUAGCAAAAGAAAGAAAACAACUCAGACUAGAGGAUAGGGUUGCAAUUGUCUGAAUGGAGCAGAUAUCGCCACUUCCGUUUGACCUGAUCAAGAAAGAAGUUGAGAUGUACAGCAAUGCUGAGCUCAUAUGGUGUCAGGAAGAGCAUAAGAACAUGGGCUAUUAUGACUACAUAAGACCACGCUUCCUUAGUGUGCUUUCCAACAAGAAACCAAUAUAGUACGUUGGCCGUGACCCUGCUGCAGCCCCUGCCACAGGAAACAAAUUCACACACCUGGCAGAGCUGAAGAAGUUCAUGACCACUGCAUUUGACCUCAGUGCAUUUGAUGGCAAGAGCUUUUAA
Neoarius graeffei (lesser salmon catfish) is the source of this 2931-nucleotide messenger RNA. It is a transcript of the gene ogdhl, whose product is annotated as oxoglutarate dehydrogenase L. Lineage: Eukaryota; Metazoa; Chordata; Actinopteri; Siluriformes; Ariidae. Gene Ontology annotation, molecular function: oxoglutarate dehydrogenase (succinyl-transferring) activity; thiamine pyrophosphate binding. The record is from RefSeq and is a predicted model, not a curated record. Gene Ontology annotation, biological process: tricarboxylic acid cycle. Gene Ontology annotation, cellular component: oxoglutarate dehydrogenase complex; mitochondrion.